Colletotrichum godetiae is the source of this 678-nucleotide messenger RNA. RefSeq lists its product as uncharacterized. The transcript has a single exon. The record is from RefSeq and is a predicted model, not a curated record. NCBI's taxonomy places the organism in Eukaryota, Fungi, Ascomycota, Sordariomycetes, Glomerellales, Glomerellaceae. The coding region runs from base 1 to 678 and encodes 225 amino acids.
AUGGUUACGUCAAUGAUAGAUGCACAGAAGGUCUGCCCGCCAGACAUGAUAAAUCAUGCCAUGCUGGCGCUUCAUGAUAAGAAGUUUACCUCUUGGCUUCAGUCCAACGACUCCCGGAUACUGUUUAUCGAAGGAAGAAUGAAGUUAAGCUCUGAACAGGAGGCAGCGUCUCCACUAACAAUACUCUCAUGUGCUCUCGCACAGUUGGUGGCGAGACAACCCGAGCGCAGUCUUCCACUAGUCUUUCUCUGCGGCCAGCACAAUAGACUAAACGAUCCUUUCUCUGGCUCCAGCGGCGUCAUAAGGGGCUGGAGUUCUCUCGUCGCCGAGUCUCUUACACCGCGGGAUGUCGAUCUCUCAGCCAUCAACUUGAGCUUCAUAGACGGCGUCAGAGCUCAGCAACUUGGUGUGCUCUGCAUGCUUUUCCGUCACCUGGUCUUGGCUGCCACGGAUAAGAUUGUCUUUAUCAUCUUGGAUGGCGUCUCAUGGCUUGAAGUGAGCCGCCACGCCCAGGGGUUGGCGGAUGUUGUGUUGUUUUUAGGCAAUUUUGUCACUGCGCUGAAUCAACAAAACUACGGCGUGAUUGUCAAGGUGUUAAUUACGAGCCCGUCGACCAGCAAUUAUGCUAGAAAGUGGCUUCCGAAAGACUGUAUACUGGAGAUGGAUAAUGUUAGAUGA